AUGCCAUUUGGCAACUACAAAUGCUUUAAUAAAUAUAUAUAUAUUUACGCUCGUAGAGCAGAUAAACGCUUAAAAGGAGAAAACAACAGGUUCUUAAGUAUUUCGUGGCUAUUGUUCGCUUUUGGUUUUUUAUUUCAUAUUUAUAACAUUUCUUUAUAUCAUAUACCAUUAUAUACAAUGAAGUCUGUGUCUUCAGCUAGAAUUAUUGGCACAAUUGCAAUGGUCACAAUGGCUGCGACAUCUGUUGUCGGGGCAGGAGAAUCAUCGAUUUCAUCAGUGGUGGCAAAAUCGGUAGAGGCCGAAACAUUUUCGAUCGCAGAGUUACCAGCAUCCUCUGUGCCGAUUUCAGUGUCUAGCACUAUCUCGCCGCCAGUUUUGGUGCCCCAGUC
Kickxella alabastrina is the source of this 389-nucleotide messenger RNA. RefSeq lists its product as uncharacterized. The transcript has a single exon. The record is from RefSeq and is a predicted model, not a curated record. The annotation marks the transcript as partial. NCBI's taxonomy places the organism in Eukaryota, Fungi, Kickxellomycota, Kickxellomycetes, Kickxellales, Kickxellaceae.